AUGGGGGAGAAAAGGUUAUUACAGCUGAAUGAGCUUGAAGAUUUUAGAUUUCAUGCUUACGAAAAUGCCAAACUAUACAAGGAGAAGACCAAAAGAUGGCAUGAUAAGCAAAUUCAAGUAAGAGUAUUUGAACCCCAACAACUUGUUUUGUUGUUAAAUUUACGGCUUAAGUUGUUUUCGGGUAAAUUAUGGUCGAAAUGGUCUGGACCUUUUAAGGUGGUGCGUAUCGCACCUCAUGGAGCUGUGGAGUUGUGGAAUAAAGAGAAGACGGAGAAUUUCCUUAUGAAUGGACAGCAUGUAAAGCACUAUUGGGCGGAUCAUCCAGAUAAGCAUAAGGAAUCUAUCACUUUUGCUGAUGAGUGA
Messenger RNA from Capsicum annuum, 363 nucleotides. RefSeq lists its product as uncharacterized. The coding region runs from base 1 to 363 and encodes 120 amino acids. The transcript has a single exon. NCBI's taxonomy places the organism in Eukaryota, Viridiplantae, Streptophyta, Magnoliopsida, Solanales, Solanaceae. The record is from RefSeq and is a predicted model, not a curated record.